AUGGUGAAGGGCUUAGAAGGUAAGUCGGGACCUCCCGGCGCUGAAGCGGGCCGUUUAGGGUCGGUUGCCAAUAGGAACGGGUCCGGUUCAAGUUUAUCGGGACCCUAUUUCGACCCCGCCCAGUGCAGGCCACAACUGUCCCAAACGGCAGCUUGUGGGGAUUAA
Messenger RNA from Pyricularia pennisetigena, 165 nucleotides. RefSeq lists its product as uncharacterized. Lineage: Eukaryota; Fungi; Ascomycota; Sordariomycetes; Magnaporthales; Pyriculariaceae. Bases 1 to 165 code for a protein of 54 amino acids. The transcript has a single exon. The record is from RefSeq and is a predicted model, not a curated record.